Molecule: messenger RNA, 1969 nt
Organism: Cyclopterus lumpus (lumpfish)
Lineage: Eukaryota; Metazoa; Chordata; Actinopteri; Perciformes; Cyclopteridae
Exons: 7
Coding region: 108-1325 (405 amino acids)
Biological process (GO): magnesium ion transport
Cellular component (GO): membrane
Molecular function (GO): magnesium ion transmembrane transporter activity
Source: RefSeq, a predicted model, not a curated record
CCUUACAGCUUCUGCUGACGAACAGAAGAGGGGUCGCCAUCAUUGGAUAGCAGGCGAUGCCCACAUGAAGAUAAACAAACGACGAGGAGCGCAGUAACCAUCUGCACAUGAGUGUUGCUCGCUUCCCAAGGUUAGCGCUUCUUCCGGUUUCUAGCAACACAGCUCUGGUCCAAUCAAAACGCUGCAUAGUGGGCAACGAACACCAACAGCCAAUCAGAUUGCUUACUCGCUGUCAGGCUACGACGACGAAUGGGGUUGACGUGACCACGAAGAUGGAGGUGAACCGUCUGGACUUCUACAUCGGUCUCUCCCUGGCCGUGAGCUCCAGCGCCUUCAUCGGGGCCAGUUUCAUCCUGAAGAAGAAAGGCCUGCUGCGAUUGGCCGGCAAAGGCUCCACGCGAGCAGGUCAAGGGGGGUAUGCUUACCUGAAGGAAUGGCUGUGGUGGGCAGGACUAAUUUCAAUGGGAACUGGAGAGGCCGCCAACUUUGUUGCAUAUGCAUUUGCGCCGGCCACACUGGUGACUCCUCUUGGAGCAUUGAGUGUACUUGUAAGCGCUGUGCUGUCCUCUUACUUUCUGAAUGAGAGGCUGAAUGUUCAUGGGAAGAUUGGCUGUUUGCUGUGCGUUUUGGGCUCCACAGUGAUGGUGAUUCAUGCCCCGCAGGAAGAGGAGGUUGCUUCCCUCAGUGCCAUGGCUGAGAAACUCAAAGACCCAGGUUUCAUUGUGUUUGCUGUGUGCGUUGUUGGAAGCAGCCUGGUUCUUAUCUUUGCUGUGGCUCCGCGGUUCGGACAGAAGAAUGUGCUGGUCUACAUCCUGAUCUGCUCUGUGAUUGGCUCCCUGUCUGUGUCUUGUGUCAAGGGCCUGGGCAUUGGCAUUAAGGAGCUAUUUGCCGGGACAGCAGUGCUGAAGGAGCCCCUGUUCUGGUCCUUAGUCAUCUGCCUGGUAAUCUGCAUCAGCGUUCAAAUCAAUUACCUGAACAAAGCCCUCGACAUCUUUAACACCUCCAUCGUCACUCCCAUCUACUACGUCUUCUUCACCACCUCGGUCAUGGCCUGUUCAGCCAUCCUCUUCAAGGAAUGGUUGCGUAUGACCACUGACGGAGCAGUGGGAACAAUUAGUGGGUUCCUCACCAUCAUUUUGGGGAUCUUCCUCCUUCACGCCUUCAAGGACAUUACAUUUAGCUGUGAUUCCCUCCCACUCUACUUGAGGAAGGGUCCUCAGGGCUUUCCAUGUGGGCACCAGCCUUAUGAGGCUCUUCCUAGCCACGAAAUCCAAGCAGAAGGAAGCUCAAAGGGGGGCCGGGGAACGCACCACAGAGCUUCUUAAGGAGGACCAAUAGUCUCGUCACUACCAAGAGGAAUUUCUUAUUGCAAUUCUAAAGCUUUACUGCAUUACAAUGCGACACGUUUACUUUCAAGUCUGUCUUACUCAAUGCAAUAUGCACUGAAUGAACAAAGUUGCCUAAAGUUCCUGUCGAAACACUGGAUUUCAUAUUAAAUCUACAUUCUUAGUUGAACACAUCUUAAAAAAACAAACCGCAGAUUGUUUGGUUUGUUGCACUGGUGUACCUGUUUUUUUUUUUUAAUACAGUAUAUUAAGGUUAAAGGUUGAUUAGCAUGCUUAAACCAGAUUGUGCCUUCUGUAACUAAAAACGUUAACCUUCCUUAUUCAUAGGUUUGCACUUUUACCGUCAGCAUAUAUGGUGUCAUACGAAUAUAAUUUAAAACAAACAAAGGCAAACAAAUUAUUUGCCCUGAAUGAAUUUCAAUCAUGUUUUUUUAACAAGUCUGAAUAAUUACUCUUGAGUUACUGCAAUACCUCAGUAUUAUAUACAAACUGCACCAAAGAAUGUCCUUUGCCCGUGUGACUUAAUUCCCAACAUGUGCUAAGUUGUAACAUAUCUCCAGUGUAACUGAAGUUUUUGUGUGUAUGAAUUAAAAUUUAAAUGACGUGCCUACACUUUUCCAAAA